This is a messenger RNA of Thelazia callipaeda (thelaziosis nematode), 463 nucleotides long. The record is from the annotation of a GenBank genome assembly. NCBI's taxonomy places the organism in Eukaryota, Metazoa, Nematoda, Chromadorea, Rhabditida, Thelaziidae.
UCUAUCAAAACAUUUUCAAACUCAAAAUAUGAAAUUUUGAAAAUCCAAUGUUUUCCAGAAAGUGAGCUCAGUAAGCUCAGCCGUAGUCUACAAAAAAAAACUGUUCCAAUGUCUUUGUCACUUCAAACUGAUAAUAUUUUGGAAGUUCAGGUACAUCAAUUGCUUCAACAUGAGUUCUAAUCCUUGCAUUCGACCGAUGGGAAAGAAAAGACACCAAUGUCCUUAUCCAUUGUGCGAUAAAUUUUACAGCAAAAGUUCACAUUUAAAAGCACACAUGCGUGUACAUACAGGUGAGAAGCCGUACGUUUGCAAAUGGAAAGGAUGUCAUUGGCGUUUUGCUCGUUCCGACGAAUUAACUAGACACCGCCGCAAGCACACUGGCGAUCGGCCUUUCCACUGCAACCAUUGCUUACGAACAUUUUCUCGAUCUGAUCAUCUAUCGUUACAUUUAAAGCGUCAUUAA